This is a messenger RNA of Haemorhous mexicanus (house finch), 5139 nucleotides long. RefSeq names its product plakophilin 2 (gene PKP2). Gene Ontology annotation, molecular function: intermediate filament binding; alpha-catenin binding; molecular adaptor activity. The transcript has 14 exons. Gene Ontology annotation, biological process: desmosome organization; cell-cell junction assembly; heart development. Gene Ontology annotation, cellular component: adherens junction; plasma membrane; intermediate filament. The record is from RefSeq and is a predicted model, not a curated record. NCBI's taxonomy places the organism in Eukaryota, Metazoa, Chordata, Aves, Passeriformes, Fringillidae. Bases 99 to 2585 code for a protein of 828 amino acids.
GGCGCGCUGGGCGCGGCUCGGCCCCGGCGCUGGGGAAGCGGCGGAGGCGCAACAGGUCCGCGGAGCCGAGCCGAGCCCGGCCGUGCCCGGCCGUGCCCAUGGCCGGCCGCGGGCCCGAGCAGGGCUACAUCCGCACCGUGCUGGGCCAGCAGAUCCUGGGCGAGCUGGACAGCUCCAGCCUGGCGCUGCCCUCCGAGGACCGGCUGAAGCUGUCGGGAGAUCGCGCCGGGGAGGAGAAGGCUCUGCGGAUCCAGCGGCAGGUCCAGCAGACGCUGGCCAGGAAGAGCCGGGGCUCGCUGUACAAUGGCAGCCUGCACCGUGCAUCCAGUGUACCAGAGCGUGUCUAUAACAUGGGGAUCACUGAGAUGGAUUCUGCACCAAGGUCUCCCUACAGUUUCUCAUUUUACCAGGCAAACCAGGUUGCCUCCCCAUCCUCUUACACCAACGGCUGGGGGACAAGGAUCGCCUACAGGACGAUGGAGGAGAGAGCUCAAAGGCAGCCUCUGAAGAGACUGGAGGUUUCACCCCAGCGAAGUCCGGACAGGUUGGCCUACAUGCCCAAGGAUUUUCACUACGAUGGAGGGAUCUCAGCUGGGCUCUCCCCGAGGUACGGAGAUGGCCUGAGGUGCAGCGGGACCGUGCCGCCGCGGUACGCCCGCUCCGAGAUCGUCGGCUACAGCCUCCGCGACUCCGUGCACAGGGGACGCUCCUUCAGGAGACACUCCCGCCCGGGGGCUGCCAGUGAUGCUCUCCUUGAUGGUGCCUACCCCGCUGUCCCUCUGUACCACCAGCCUGGCAACAGCCGCAGCAUGAGCAACCUCCUGGAGAAGGAGAACUACCUGGCCUCAGAGAGCGCCGUGGGACAGGUGAGGUCCCCGGCCACGUCCCUCUUGUCUCAGAACAGGCACUCGGUGAGGUCCAGCUUCUACCAAACCACCUUCAGAAACACCCAGAGCAGGAGGGAGGUUUCCCAGCCAGCUUCCAUAGGCAGUGUCACUGCAGAAACGGAUGGGAAGAGGAUGCCGGUGACAGCUGCUGUGGCCGCAGCAGGGAGGAAUGGGUUCCUGCAGAGCGAGCAAGCGACCCUCAAUGGAUCUCAGCUGGGGAGCCCAGAAGUGGAGAUGACCCUGGAGCGUGCAGUGAACAUUCUGAAGAGUGAAAAUACACAGUCCACCCCCAGGAUCCUUGCUGCAGUGACUUUCAUACAGCAUGAGUGCUUCCAAAAAGCAGAUGCCAGGAGAAAAGUUUUCUCUCUUGGUGGUAUCCCCAAGCUUUUGCAGCUCCUUGAGGUUCAGAAUGAGGACAUUCAGCGGGCAGCAUGCGGUGCUCUGAGAAACUUGGUGUUCGAGGACAAUGACAACAAGCUGGAAGUGUCAGAGCAGAAAGGGAUCCCUCUGCUGCUCCGCCUGCUCCGGCACAGCAGGGACAUAGAGACCAAGAAGCAAAUCACAGGUUUGCUGUGGAACCUGUCCUCCAAUGACCAGCUGAAGCACCUGUUGGUCAGAGAAGCCCUGCAGACACUGACUGAGGCUGUCCUCAUCCCCUACUCAGGCUGGCCAGACAGAGAUUACCCAAAAUCAAGUGUUCUACCUGACCCUGAUAUCUUCUACAAUGCCACAGGAUGCCUGAGAAACAUGAGCUCUGCUGGCCCAGAAGGAAGGAAGAAGAUGAGGGAAUGUGAGGGCCUGAUUGAUUCUCUUGUGUAUUAUAUCCAAGGAGCUAUUGCAGACCAUGAGCCCAAUGACAAGGCCACAGAGAACUGUGUGUGUAUUCUUCACAAUCUUUCCUACCAGCUAGAGAUAGAGCUCCCUGAGAGCUAUGCCCAGAGCAUAUAUGUGCAAAGAAGAAAUAUUUCUAACAAUGAUAAAACACCAGGCUGUUUUGGAACACGGAGCAGAAAAGUAAAAGAGAAGCAGCAGGACACCCCGCUUCCCGAGGAAAAGAGCAAUCCCAAAGGUGUUGAGUCGCUCUGGCAUUCUACACUGAUUAGGAUAUACCUCUCCUUAAUAGCAAAGAGUACCAGAAACUACACCCAGGAAGCAUCCCUGGGAGCUCUCCAGAACCUCACAGCUGGCACUGGACCAAUGCCAUUGGCAGUGGCCAGGACUGUGGUUCAGAGGGCCAACGGGCUCCCGAGCAUCCGCGCCAUGCUGCACGUCAGCCAGCCCGCAGUGAAGAAGACAGCGGUCUCCCUGCUCAGGAACCUGUCCCGAAACACCUCCCUGCAAAAUGACAUAGCCAGAGAAGUCCUGCCUGACCUGGUGGCAGUCCUGCCUGAGUGUGUGCCAGGCUCUGAGGUUGCCUGUGAAACCACAGCAUCCAUCUGCUACACCCUGUUCAACCUGACCCAGGGCAGCUCGCACAACGCCCGGCUGCUCCUGAGCACCCACGGCCUGCCCAAGGUCACUGCCAUCAGCAUCAGUGAUAGCAAUAUGUUCAGCAAAGCCAGCAGGGCUGCUUCAGUCCUCCUCUACUCCCUGUGGUUACACACUGAUCUGCACAGUGCCUACAAAAAGGCUGACUUCAAGAAGGCAGAUUUCAUCAACAGCAGGACCACAAAAGCCUACAACUCACUGAAAGAUUGAGUCAGAGCAAAAUGCCAGGAAAACAGAGAUGAUACAGCAGCCUGUGCAACCAUCUUCACAGGCUUGGCGUCACCAUCAUGAUCCACAAAGCAUCUCAGAAAAAAAGGAGCUGAUUUGCUAUAAAGACUUGAGUGGCCAGAGAGUAGCUUGUUUGAGUUUUUAAUCCUAAUCACCUCGUUGUCACUGACAACAUCAGUACCAGUGUAUCAACAUCAAUACAAAUGUCAAUACAAGAAUAACCAAAGAUGGAUUCUCCAGGAUGUCUGAGGUGAAGAUUCAUCCAGGUUUACCACUAGUCAGAGCUCCAGAUGACUGUCUUUGUUCUAUACAGAGGAGUUUGAAAUGCUGGUGGGCAGCAAAUUCUUUUCAGACUGUUUUAUACCAAAAGUUUUCUACAGUGGGUAAGCAUCAAGUACACUGCUCAGAAUUUAGUAAUUUUUCACUCUUUUUUUUCUUCACACAGCUGAAUAAGAAUCUCCAGACUCUAUGAGUAAGCACAAGAAGCUGUUUCACUACAUGAAUUAUAAAAGCACCAAUGAAGUUAAAAUUACUAUUUUUGUAUUGCUUGUUUUCAUGGGCUCACUGGUUCUUAAGCCUCUUUCCUUUGAGAUUUCAUCAGCAACAGCAGCAAAACUUAUUUUACAUAGAUCUUACCAUCCCUUGCUCCUCUCAUCCUCCCUCACAUUGCUGUUGCAUUUUACAACUGUGUCCAGAAAGGAUUUUAACUAGAACCACUAGGUUUAAGGCACUCUGUUUCAGACACUUUGGGCUGAAAUUAAGCUCACCAUUCUUUGCUAGUUGGUGGAGAAAUUAUUUGUGGGUGUUUCAGUGAUUAUUUUAAGAAAAUUAAAAUUUCAAAACAAUUCUGUUGAUUAUAUAUAAUAAAGGGAGUGGAGUUUUGCCUUUAUUUUUGAAGUAACAGACAAGCACAAGAGGCUGGGCUCUGUGCUGAUUAAGGAAUUCAUCUAAUCCUGCUUCAUAUUCUCUUACUUGAAAUGAUCAUCCUCCCUACAGCAAUUACAUGCAAAGUGAUAACUUUGGGACUAUGCCUGGGAAUAGGUAAUAGGAGGGGAAAAAAAUCCUGAGGACCUGAAGGCUCAGGUUUUCAUUACAUGAUGCUCAAGAUGGUAAAGAAGCACUUAAAAAAAUCCCAUCUGCUACAUUUAGUAAGUCAGAUUUUUCUCAAAAAACCCCACAAACCCAGGGGUUAGACUGUCUAUUAAACCAGCAGGAAAUUCUCAUAUAAAUAAGAAUUUAUCUUUGCUGGGUUAUCAACAGAUGUCAACACCAUCCCAAAAAAAACCUCAUUUCCUCUCAAACCACGACAAGAUGUGAUCUGGCAUUACUCUUCUGAAAUCAGGGGAGGUGAGCUACCUUUAUGGCAAUGGAUAUUUUGUCAUGUGUAUUUACAAGCCCUUCUGCUCCAGCAGAGCCCAUCCUGUACCCUCACUGCUGAACUUGUCCAGGAGAUGAAAAAUCCUUGGAGCAGGGACCUCACAGGGGAGGUCACCAGCCCUCCUCGUUUCAACACUCCUGGCUAGAGGUCUGGCUCCUACCAGAAAUGUAGAACCAGUGGGUUGUACCACUGCACCGUGUCCAAACAUAUUUCUGGGUAUCUGGGAGCUGAAUUCUGCUGGCAGAUGCCCACAGCUCUCCAGGGAGUCCCAGAAAGUCCCACACGUGCAGACAGGACAGAAUGUGCCCCGGGGAGGGAAGCAAACAACGCUGCUUUCCUGUCACUGAUCGUUUCCAGAGGGCUGUUAGUCCUCCUCAUUUGCUUUGAAUAACUCCAAUCAAGUGCACUCCAGUAGGAGGUUUUAAAAAUACUAUUAUUUUUUGUAGGAUGUCAUAUUCAAAAUACUGCAGGUCCAAAAACAACACGGGGAAAGGGAACUUACAGCACAGCAUGUUGAGGGAAUUGUUUUUAUAACUUUUUCCAAUAUGAUAGAAAACAGACAAUUAAAAUCCAACUUUCUCUUCUCACUUGUUAACCCAAGUAACUCUGCUUGUGCCAUGAAAGAAUGAAUACCAGCAAACCUGGACAAGUCUCCUUUUAUUACCCAAAAGAAGUGGUAGGCAAAAUUAAUACGGAAAGAGUAAACCUGAAUACACAGUAGCAUAGGAAUGAAGAAUUGCAGUCUAAAAGAUGAAGAAGGGAGCUUUUAGAAAUGCUCAUGCAUUUAGUCUUAUUAAACUCACAUGGUAUUUAAGAAACAAAACAAGCAAUGGUGUUGGGUACUUUUAAAUAUAUGUGUACCUCUCAGUAAGAUGUCCUUAAAAAGGAAAUGCAGAGGUUUUGGGUUGUUUCCACCACUGAUCCAGUGAUUUUAAAGGUCUUUUUCAACUGAAAUGAAUCUAUGAUAGUGCCCCUUUAAAAUCAAAGCAGUGUUCAAAAGUCACAAAGAAUUAUCUCAGUCCUGGCAGCAACACCAGAAACAUGAGACACGCCUUAUUACAACUGAUCUCCUACUUGUAUGCAAUCAAAAACACUUCAGCAGGGCUCCAAAGAAAACAAAGCAGAGAAAUAAUAAAGUGCUCUCUCUAAUGCAAAAAA